Messenger RNA from Danio aesculapii, 2859 nucleotides. It is a transcript of the gene tlcd3bb, whose product is annotated as TLC domain containing 3Bb. Gene Ontology annotation, cellular component: endoplasmic reticulum; membrane. The transcript has 7 exons. Bases 676 to 1563 code for a protein of 295 amino acids. NCBI's taxonomy places the organism in Eukaryota, Metazoa, Chordata, Actinopteri, Cypriniformes, Danionidae. Gene Ontology annotation, molecular function: sphingosine N-acyltransferase activity. The record is from RefSeq and is a predicted model, not a curated record. Gene Ontology annotation, biological process: ceramide biosynthetic process; lipid homeostasis.
UCAAACAAACAAUUAUCAGCUCCCCACACGGCUCCUCAUAGUGUUCUCCAGCGGGAGGAACUCUCCGUUCCGUUCAUUGUUUUUGUGACAGCAGAUGCUCGGAUGUUGAUCUCCAACACGCACACAAACACACACGCACACACCACUGACCCACAUACUAUCGGCGGCUCGCGGGUGGAAAGGUCGCCGGCGGAGGAGCGUCGGUGUCCGGCGUGCGGUGGAUUGAGUUCUCGCGGGGCGGUAUUGAUUUAUCCGGGGAAUGCAAAGCCGUGCGGAGGGUGAUGGACACGCGCUGCAGCACUGCUGUCCUCCUGCUGAUCGAUCAUGUAGCAUCAUCACAUCAGGCAGACUUUAUCCAAGCGCGUUUUUUUCAGCCUCGAAGGAAGUAAACACGUUCACGCGACGUCGAAAGAUAUCUAUAUGCUGGAGUGCGAAAAGCGGACUGAACCACCGCGUGUUUGACCUCCGGAGCGGAUUUAUUUACCUCAUAGACCGCGUAAAAACACCGCAAAAACAUGUCAGUGGAUCCAACAUGCACCCGGUGUUCGCUGCAGUGUUCUGCGGGGACGCGAGGCGCGACAGGCCGCUGACCGACACAAUCGGGAUCCGGGCUGAAGAGCUGCGCAGGGAUUUUGUGAACACAGUUUUGCCAGAGCUCAUCUUCGAGGGACCAUCAUGUUGUCCAUCAUAGCUGCAGGGUCUGUGUUUUUCCCAGGUCUUUUCCUUUUGUCCAAACAGAUGCUCAGAUGCAUCCCUGGACUGCAGUGGAAUGAGGGAGAUGCCACCAUCGUUUCGGCCAGGUUGGUAUCAUCCAUUCAGGCGAUCAUGGCGUCUACGGCCGGAUACAUCAUCUCCUCUUCCUGCCAGGACAUCAUCGAGGACCAGCAUUGGCUGACCAGCUCCUACAUCCUGUUCGCUGUGCCGUAUUUCGUGUAUGACAUCUACGCCAUGUUCCUGUGUUACUGGCACAAGGUCCAGGUCAAAGGGCACGAGGUGGACAACGGCUCCAGAUCCAAGGCUACGGCCGUCGCUGGAUACCUGCGCAGAGAGUUCCUCAUGGUCCUCCAUCAUGUGGUUAUGGUCACCGUCUGCUUCCCCGUCUCUGUGUUCUGGAGGCAGGGGAAGGGCGAUUAUAUCCAGGGUGUCAUGUUCCUGGCUGAACUCAGCACACCGUCCGUCUGUCUGGGCAAGAUCCUCAUCCAGUACAAGCAACAGCACACACUUCUUCACAAAGUGAAUGGAGCUGUAAUGCUGAUCACUUUCUUCCUCUGUCGAGUCCUUCUCUUCCCCUAUCUCUACUACGUUUAUGGAAGAUAUGCCUCCAUUCCCUUUUACCGGGUUCCUUUCUCGGUGCCGUGGCAGUGUAACCUCGGCGCAUCUCUCCUCAUGGCCCCGCAGCUCUACUGGUUCUCUCUGAUCUGCAGAGGAGCUCUGCGCCUGUUCACCGGCAGCUCCUCGCACUCCCGCAAACCUCCGGUUAAGCCUGACUGUGAAGGACACGAGACAGCCAAUGGAUACAGCACACGGAUGGUGGGUCGGGACACGCCCACAAUGUCACACUGAAGGGGGAGGGCUUAUGCAAAUGAGACUAAGCAAAGAAGAAAGACAAUUGGAUGAGUGAUUAACUGAAAUAGACUAGACGCCCUGUAACCAAUCACAGCACAGCAUUACGUUUAGUUACAGGGCUCAUGUACUGUAUAUAAGACGUAGAAAAGGCGGAGAAUUCGCUGGAAGUGUCUGCACGAUGGACCGUCACAUCGCAAUUGAGGCAAUAAGUGCGAAUUUUACGUUUCCGAACCAAGAGAAGCACUAUUUGUUGGCACUUUGAAGGGUGUGGAGGAAUGUCAAACUGAGGUUUUCGUGCCUGAAGUCUGUUCUUUGCAUAUAUUACUGUAGUGUCACAGAUGCAUCGUUCAUAGAGGAGUCCUUGAUUAUUAUAUUUAGCAAUGGUCUACAAUGAGCAACCCAAGGUUACAGGCAUUACCCGGCUUCAGAUGGUCGGUUUAAAGGGGCAGUUCAUCCAAAAAAUACAUUUCAGCUUAUUUGUGAAAUGCAAAUUGGAGAUGCUUGGUGAAAUGAGCUGCUGUUUUUCAUAUGACUAUUUUAUUUUGCGCCCAAAAAAUAUCCAUAAACGCUUUAGUAUUUUAGAAUAAUAGAGUAGAGUUUACAUUAUACAAGUAACAUUUAUAUUUCCAUAACACUUUACAAUAAGGUUGUAUUAGUUAAUAUUAGUAAAUGUAUAACAUGAACAAACAAUGUGCACAUUUAAUACUGUAUUUAGGGGUGGGCGGUACACCGGUGUCAUAGUCAUCACCGUUGUGACAUUGCGCCACGACAUGGAUUUUCUAAUACCGUCAAUACCGUAAUAAAUCAAUUAUGCGCCUUGAACAGCUGCAUUUACAUCAAUAAUAGCUAAUUCUAAAUAAUAAGGCAUUCAAUUUUCUUCAAACGUUCAGUUGUGGUCUGAAUACAUGUCCUUAUACUACAGGGCUCGAAAUUGCAACCAUUUUGGUCGCAUGAGCGCCCGAAAUCUAAUCUAUGCGCCCUCAUAAUAUAUUUGGGAGCAUUUGUGUGUCUGAAUAUAAUGGUUGUAGUGCAAUCUGAUUAGAUUUUCUCUAAAAACUUGCUGAAUCGCUCUACGCUGCUGCUGUAUUGGUUCAUAUUAGCUGUCAGUCACUCAACGCUUCCCGCUGUCAGAUAACAGGGAGCUUUUGUUACUGCAGGAAAUGCAAACGGCUGAAGAGUGAAAAGUGCACAGGUUUGCAAACCUCACCUAAAGUUAUAAUAAUAAUAAUAAUAAUAAUAAUAAUAAUAAUAAUAAUAAUGGCGCAGAUGGCAGCGAUCAUAACAUGAGGUAAA